Messenger RNA from Rotaria sordida, 906 nucleotides. Lineage: Eukaryota; Metazoa; Rotifera; Eurotatoria; Philodinida; Philodinidae. The record is from the annotation of a GenBank genome assembly.
AUGGCGCAAAUAAUACAUGUUCUCAUUGGUGUUGGUGUUGGCUUAGCAGUAGUGACAAUUAUAUCACUUUUUAUUUCUUGUGUCAGUCGACUUGAUACAGAUGAAAUUGCUAUUCCAUAUAAUAUAAUUACUAAGAAUCUUCGUCGAGAAGUGAAAACAACUGGUUUACAUUUUGGUUCACCAGGUUUUACAUUAAUUACUUUUCCAAGUGUCUUUACAUCAAUGGAAUUUGAUGAUAUAUCAUGUCUUAACAAAGAUGGUGUUUCGAUUAGUCUAGAUGUAAUAUUUCAAUUUCGAGCUGAUCCAAACUAUUUAUAUGAUAUUGUUAUGCAAUUCAAAGAUUUUUCUGGAUAUAAGCAAAUUCUUGCUGCAACAGGACAGGGAGCUGUUCAUGAUACAUGUGCACACUUUAAUACAACUGCCUUUCAAAGUAUGAGAGGCUUUUUUCAAGUUAAAUUAUUGGAUAAAAUGAAAGAAUCAUUAAGUCCAUUCUAUGCUAUUCUUCGAGAUUUACAAGUCAAUGAUGUUCGUCGACCAUCAGACUUUGAAACAGCUGUCAAAGAUAAAGAAGCAGCAAAAGAAAAUAUCAAAAUUGCUGAAAAUGAACGACCAAAAUUAUUAACACAAGCUCGUACAGAAUAUCAAAAAGCAUUAAAACAAGCUCAAAUUAUUCAAGAACGUGCUGAUACUGACAGUACAAUUAUUCGAAAUCAAGCUGAUGCUGAAGCACAAGCUAUUCGAGCACGAUAUUCCACUGAAACAGAUACUUAUGUAGAAUUGAAAAAUAAAAUGCGAUUUAAUGUUGAAUCCUUAUUAACAUAUAUGGCUGUUCGUGUUGUUGGUACAUCGAAAAAUGAUAUUUAUAUCAAUUUAAAGUCACCAGCACAAGUCAAAUAUGAAUUAUAA